Molecule: messenger RNA, 2024 nt
Organism: Zingiber officinale
Lineage: Eukaryota; Viridiplantae; Streptophyta; Magnoliopsida; Zingiberales; Zingiberaceae
Product: protein GRAVITROPIC IN THE LIGHT 1-like
Exons: 2
Coding region: 400-1839 (479 amino acids)
Biological process (GO): response to red or far red light; negative gravitropism
Source: RefSeq, a predicted model, not a curated record
AUUCGACGGUUCACGAGCGAAGGUGAUUUCAACGAAUCCUUCUAGAACCGGGUCGUUCAUUCCCCUGCUUCCUUUCAACGCCGCGAUCCCAAAGCCUCCCCCUGCUCUGAUCUGCCUCGCUUGCUCUCUAGCUUCGCCUUCGCCAUUUCAUCCCCUUCAUCCAUCGGAUCUCGAAGAAACUUAUGGCGCAAGAGAUUAUCAAUGAUGAAAUCAUAGAUAUUGGUGCCCUUUGACGAGCUCCGCAGUUGAUCGGUACUCGUAUGGUCGCUUCUGGUUCAAGAACUGGAUUUGAAGCAUAGCGGCCAAAUCGCAAGCCUUGGAGCAAGGUAGAUAGAAGAUUGGGAGGAGUUGCGCCAGUGGAACUGCUGCAAUCUGCAGACGAAGAGUUUUGAGGACGAUAUGGAGCCGGCGAAGGCGGCUCCGCUGCCUAAUUUUGGUUCAGUUGCUCGGACCGUCACCAAGAUCCUCCGCCUGCGCCGCUCUGCCGCCAGCUCUGCUGAAGGUGCCACCGUUGCUGUCGCCGGCAGUUUAGACGCAAUUGGCAAACUCAAGCUCUGUAGAGACUUCGGUGAUUACUCUGGCAUCCUCUUUGAAUCAUCCGGCGACGACGUCCUGAAACCUGAAAACGAGAAGAAGCAACAGAAGAAGGAUUCUUCGAGAGACCAGGAGGCCUUGGAGUCGUUCGUUGCCAACCUCUUCGCGAGCAUCUCCGCCUUCAAGGCCGCCUACGCCCAGCUGCAAGUGGCGCAGUCUUCGUAUGACCUGGACUUAAUACAGUCGACGGACGCCACCAUCGUCGCUGAACUCCGGCGGAUGUCUGAGCUCAAGCGGUCCUACUUCAGGAAUCAAUCCGACGGCAUCACGAAUUCAGUCCUGCAACCAGCUCUCGCCGCACAGCUCCAGGAGUUUCGCAACCUCACCAAGACCUACAAAGUCACCACGCGGAAGCUGGAGGACGAAAUCGAGCUCAAAGAAUCCGAGAUCGACGCUCUCCGAGCCGAACUUCUCGAAUCCGAAAGAAAGGGGCGUGUUUUUGAGGCCAAGCUCCACCCCAAUCGCUCCCUCGCUGCUCUCGACGCCCUCCACCUCUCCGGCGUCAAUCCCACUCACUUCCUCACCGUUCUGCGCUACACCUUCAAAGCGAUUCGAUCCUUCGUCCAGUUGAUGGAAAAGGAAAUGGAGUCUGCCGGCUGGAAUCUCGAUGCCGCCGCAGGCUCGAUCCAAGCGGAUGUCCUUAACCGGGGAAAGCCCGGUCACAGGACCUUCGCUUUCGAGUCCUACGUCUGCCGGAGGAUGUUCUCCGAUUUCUCCCAACAAAAUUUUGGCCUUUCGGUUUUGGGGGAAUGCUCGACGUGGGAUCGAAGGAAGUUCUUCAACGAAUUCACCCAGGUAAAGUCUCUCUCAAUGAACCAUAUCCUCGACGGCCCGCGGCCAUCGCAGCUGGCGCAGUUCUGCAGGGCGAAGUAUUUGUCACUUGUGCGGCCGAAAAUGGAAUCGGCCUUCUUCGGCGACCAGAAAAAGAGAGCGGCGGUGAGCUCCGGCAAGGACUCACCGGACUCGGAGUUCAUCGCUGGGUUCGCCGAGAUGGCGCGGCGAAUGUGGCUCCUACACUGCCUCUUCUUCUCGUUCGAGGCCGAGAUCGAGCGGUCGAUCUUCCAAAUCAGGAGAGGCAGCCGAUUCUCGGAGGUGUACAUGGAGAGCGUGACAGCGGCGGAGGACAAGGAUUGUGCCGGCGAGGCCGCGACGGUCGGGUUCACUGUGGUUCCCGGUUUCAGGGUAGACCGAACGCUGAUCCAGUGCAAGGUCUACUUGAUCUCAGAGCCGCAUCGACGGUCAUAAUCAGGUAAUCGGACGGAUGCGUAAGCGGUACGUUGGUAUUGUAAUUAAUGUUUUUGGUAGACCAUCCCCAGAUGGGUAAAUGGUGAGAUUUGCCUCGAUGACCGUAUACAAAGUGCCAUGGCAAUGUUUUAGUUUUUCUUGUACCAUGGAGUAAUCAUUAAGCAUGCGCACACGAUUGUUAAUGA